Messenger RNA from Empidonax traillii (willow flycatcher), 970 nucleotides. RefSeq names its product leucine zipper protein 2 (gene LUZP2). The record is from RefSeq and is a predicted model, not a curated record. The transcript has 9 exons. The coding region runs from base 137 to 955 and encodes 272 amino acids. Lineage: Eukaryota; Metazoa; Chordata; Aves; Passeriformes; Tyrannidae.
GGCAGGAGACCCUCCCGCAGCGGGAAGGGGGUGGCAGCUCCCCCGGCGAGGAGAAGUGCGGGAGGAGGAGACGGGGAAGGGAGAGCCGGUGGGAAAGACCAGUGCGAGGGAACGGAACGAAGCGGGGAGCGCCAGUAUGAAAUUCAUCCCUGCCUGUUACUUGCUGCCUCUCUUCGCUGCGCUGGUCUUCGGCACUAGACAGGGCUAUGAAGAACUGGAAAGACAGCUGAAAGAAGUCUUUAAGGAAAGGAGCAACAUACUUCACCAACUGUUAAGGACUUCUAAAGAACUUCAGGGAAUUAAAGUAAACCUUCAGUCUCUGAAAAACGAUGAAGCAUCAACCAAAAGCGACGUACAGAAGCUUCUAGAAUUGGGAGCAAAGCAAAGGGAAGAAAUGAAAUCUCUCCAGCAAGCCUUCCAAAAACAGCUUCAAGAGGCAACUGAGAAAGCAGAGAAGCAGCAGGCUACCAUUAACUUUUUGAAGACUGAAAUGGAAAGAAAGAGCAAAAUGAUCCGAGACCUCCAAAACGAGAACAAAAGCCUCAAAAACAAGCUCUUGUCAGGAAACAAGCUUUGUGGCAUUCAUGCUGAGGAGUCAAAAAAGAUCCAAGCCCAGCUGAAAGAGCUUCGUUAUGGGAAAAAGGACCUGAUUUUUAAGGCACAGCAGCUAACAGAUCUGGAGCAAAAACUAGCAGUUGCAAAAGAGGUAUUGGAGAAAGCAGCCCUUGACAAAGAGUCACAGCUGAAAGCUCUGAAGGACACGGUGCAGCUCUGCCUGUCCUCCGUUCUGCACAAUCAGCCCGCCCCUGUAAACCUCAUCCCCUCAAAACCAACCGAGAAGCUGAACCCCCCCGUCACGAAGGGCUCCCGAGUCCCAUUUCAAGUGACAAGCUCCAAGGUAUGGUUUCUCUCUCAGCUGUGUGGUUUGGGUGGUUUUUUUUUUAGCAUUUUCUAAAGUUUGUCCUGUAAG